Suillus bovinus is the source of this 978-nucleotide messenger RNA. RefSeq lists its product as uncharacterized. Gene Ontology annotation, cellular component: cytosol; nucleolar ribonuclease P complex; ribonuclease MRP complex. NCBI's taxonomy places the organism in Eukaryota, Fungi, Basidiomycota, Agaricomycetes, Boletales, Suillaceae. The record is from RefSeq and is a predicted model, not a curated record. The transcript has 3 exons. Bases 1 to 978 code for a protein of 325 amino acids. Gene Ontology annotation, molecular function: ribonuclease MRP activity. Gene Ontology annotation, biological process: intronic box C/D snoRNA processing; tRNA processing; nuclear-transcribed mRNA catabolic process, RNase MRP-dependent.
AUGUCGGAUAAAGCAGCUCGGAGCUACACCCAUGUGUCAAAUCGUGCAAAGGCUCGGGCAACCGUAGAAAGAAAAAACGUUUUUAAAAGUGUCCUCGAAAAUCCAUUCCGAAUACAAUGGCCCUCAAUCCCAUCAAAUGCGCAAAAUUUAUUCCUCGCGAAACUCGUAACCACUUUGGAGAGCGAGGUGAGGAACGGAAGUCGAAAAUCCUUCAAGGCAUACGCUAGGAAAGCCCUACUACGAUCAGAAAUUGCAGAUUCGGUGGAAGGAACAAACCCGAGCUUAGGCUCGGUGGUAGGUUCCAAACCCUCUGCAUGCGCCGUAGGUUCCACUCCUUUGCCAGCUCCGGCCGUUAGUGAACUUACUCCGUCGUCGGGCUACAUGACCGUCGGUAUCAACGAAGUGACAAAGAGACUUGAAUCGCAGUUGAAGUCUGUCCGACAUUCAGUUACACUCACUACCACGUCUCCCGCCAAUCCAAUAUUCCCCGAAAUGUCUUCCAUUGCUGUUGUCUUUGUGUGCCGUGCCGAUGUCAAUCCUCCGAUCUUAUUGGAUCACAUCCCUCACCUUGUAGCAGGAUGCAACUCUACACGCCUUGGAUCUAACCCUUUGGGAGCUCGACAGCCCCUGAAAUUGAUCAUCUUACCAAAGGGCUCAGAGUCCGCACUCGCGCAGGCGCUUGGUCUGAGGCGAGCGUCCGUAAUUGCCAUUCAUGAUGAUGCCCCGUAUUUACCGAUCUUUUGCGAUAUGCUUCAAUCUGUACCUGUAAUCAGCGCACCUUGGCUUGUACCUCCAGCUCAGCAUAAUUCUCCGAAAUGUUUGAUUCCCACUCAUAUCAAACAACUCCGCACCACUGCACCCAAAGAUAUGAAAUCUGCGAAAGAACAAAGGGCAAAAGCAAGAGUUGCAGCUAAGAAGAAUGGUGCAAAACGUAGGCCCAAGAAAUGUCUCCUUACGACGGCAACGCCAGACGCAUAA